AUUUAAAAUUGCAUCUCUGUGUGUAUCUUGAUUCUAUGUUUAUUUUAUUUAAAAUAAAGAAAUGAUGAUUUAAAUUGAAGAAUUAAAUUAUAAUUCAAGAUAAACAUGGAAAAAGAACUUGUCCUUAGAAAUAAUUUGGCAAGAAGCUUUGAAACGGAGAACCAAAUCAAAAUAUGUGUAUCGCCAAUGAACUCUCAAACGCUAGAUGAUUCAAUAUUCAAUUCUAUGGUGAAUAGAGAAGAAAUGGUUAACAAUUUAGAAUGCAAAACAUUCCCAAAGCAUUUAAAAAUGUUCAUCCUAAUCAUGAUUUGGUUGCUAUGUAGCUAUCCACUUUUCAUGAACAACGAGAAAGUUCAAUCGACACAUCAGAUCAGUAUACAAAAUGGAUCUAUUAGUAGUUAUGUUAUUCAUAAAGACGAAAAUACAAAGAAAGUAGAAAUAAUGCUAGAAGGGGCAAUGCUUCCAACUUACUACAGGAAUCUCACUGUGGACCGAUUAAAUGUUUGGAUACAACUUCUAGUGGUGAAGAGGAAGCCUAGAAGUACAUCAGAUUUAAAAUCUGCAGACGUCAUUUCAAUGCAGAAUGUAUCCAAAUUAUGGACUGUUCCCUUAGUAACAGAAAAGCUUAUAGGUUUUGUUCCCGAAAUAAAAGCCGAAAAAACUUUUGAUUUGGAUCUACAUGACGUCGAUAACUCAUCUUUCACAUUUCUAAGGUUCCAGUUCAAGUCCAAUUUGAAAACGAACCUUCCCAUUGCAAUGGGGUACAAUCUGAGCCCUAUCAGUACAGAUGAUGGCAUCAUUUAUGCUGCUCUGGUUUUAGUCGGUCUAUAUAUUUUGAUUAUUUUCGAGGGCGUCAAUUUUGGUACUUUUAUUAUGCACAUGGGUGUUGGGAUAUUCUUAUCUUUAGCUGCAACGUACGGUUUACUCAGAUUCCUGUAUCGAGACCUUUCAUCGUUCAAGAAUUCAGAACCCAUUGAAGUUCAAGAUUUAAAGAGAGGCAUUGCAGUGUUGCAGAGAACAGCCGCGUCUGUGAGCAGCUACAGCAAAGACGAGGAAGCUGUAAAAGAAAAUUUAAUUAAGAAAACAGUAAAAUUACGAGGUAAAUUGAAAGUGACCAAAAAUGGAAACAGUCCCAGAAACGACAAGCAAUUACUAGGUGUUAUGGAUAAUCAUACCGAGAUUAGAAAUAAAGUUCUACUAAUCAAGUCAGGUGUAACCCUUUGUAUUGUUAUAGGAGUGCUGUUCCUUCAUUCGAUACCGUCGUUUAAUACCCUUGGUAUGGGUUGGACAUCAUUUCUAGGAGCUUUACUUUUACUUCUACUUUAUGGAGACGAGAAUAUCGAAGGAAUAUUUGCUCGAGUUGAGUGGUGUACUCUUCUAUUUUUUGCAUCGCUGUUCAUUUUAAUGGAGGCCUUGUCUGAACUGGGCCUCAUCGACUACAUCGGAAGACAAACCCAAACUGUGAUCAUGGCGGUGAAUCCCGAGGCUCGACUCACCGUAGCCAUCAUCCUGAUGUUGUGGGUAUCUGCUGUCGUGUCGGCUUUUGUCGACAAUCUACCAUUAACGACCAUGAUGGUAAAAGUGGCUACAGACCUGGCUAAUAAGCACGAACUUAGGCUGCCUUUACAGCCGCUUAUUUGGGCUUUGUCGUUUGGUGCAUGUUUAGGAGGAAAUGGUUCAUUAAUCGGAUCUUCUUCAAAUAUUAUUUGUGCUGGAGUCGCGGAACAGCACGGAUACAAGUUUUCGUUCUUGGGAUUUUUAAGAGUUGGACUUCCAGUGACCUUCUGCAGCAUAACAGUGGUUAAUAUCUAUUUAGUAAUAUGUCAUGUAUUGUUUUCCUGGCAUUAGAGCCUCUUGUUAUAUAUAUUUGUUAUUAUUUAUAUAUUUUGUUUUAUAUUAUGUAAUAUAAUAUUUUUAUUGUAUACCCUACACCCUAUGUCAUAUCAGGAAUAUUUAAUUUUACAACAUAUAGGGGCAUUAAGUAUACCUAAGCCUAUUUAGUUUUAGAUUUUGCAAAAAUAUUUAAUAAC
Messenger RNA from Sitophilus oryzae (rice weevil), 2030 nucleotides. It is a transcript of the gene hoe1, whose product is annotated as P protein. Gene Ontology annotation, biological process: transmembrane transport. The record is from RefSeq and is a predicted model, not a curated record. Lineage: Eukaryota; Metazoa; Arthropoda; Insecta; Coleoptera; Curculionidae. Gene Ontology annotation, cellular component: membrane.